CCCUAGUUCAGGCUCAGGCAGAACCUAGAUGGAGAAUCUAACGUCACAGUUUCAGUUCAUCCACUUCGCGACAUUACAACAGCGUCCGCCAUGGAAACCCAACAAAACCUUUUCCUUCUCCUCCUCCAAAACCCUAAACCCCGAUAUCCUCCGCUGCAUUCCGCCGUCAUCCGCCGCCGAGGCGACGUCUCCGGCGAAGCAUACGACGAUGCUAGUGGAGAGCUACCAUGAGCACCGGUAUCUCAGCUCCUUGCUCCGGCGACUCUGCCGCCGUGGGUCGUGCCCUCUCCGGCUGCUUCAGGAGGAUGGAGAUUGGUCCAAAGACCAUUUCUGGGCAAUCGUCCGUUUUCUCCAUCACUCCUCCAGAUUCCAUGAAAUUCUUCCUGUUUUCGAUGCGUGGAAAGAUAUUGAAAGAUCCCGGAUAAGCGAAUCCAAUUACGAGAGGAUUAUAUGUUUGUUGUGUAAGGAAAGUAUGAUGGACGAAGCCAUUCGGGCGGUCCGCGAUAUGAACGAUUACGGGGUCAGCCCAUCGUUGAAAACCUACAACUCGAUCAUUCGUGGUUUCGCAUACGAUGGCAAGUUUGAGGAUGCGAUGUUUUACAUGAACCAGAUGAGAGAAAAUGGUCUGUUACCUGUUACCGAGACAUAUGAUGGACUGAUUGAAGCGUACGGGAAAUACAAUAUGUACGAUGAAAUCGUUACGUGUCUGAAGAAAAUGGAAUCCGACGGUUGUUUUCCUGACCAGGUCACUUACAAUUUGCUCGUACGGGAGUUUUCUCGGGGAGGGUUGCUAAAGAGGAUGGAGAGAAUAUAUCGAGUCUUGAUGUCGAGGAGGAUGACUGUAGAGCCUUCCACUUUGAUCGCAAUGCUCGAUGCUUAUGCAGAGUUUCGGGUGUUACGGAAGAUGGAGGAUGUAUAUAGAAAGAUAUAUAUGUUUGGGAUUUCGCUCGACGAGGAUUUGGUUAGGAAAUUAGCGAAUAUUUACAUUGAUAACCUCAUGUUCUCGAGGCUCGAGGAUUUAGGACACGGUCUAUCUUCUAGAACGUGUUGGACCGACCUUGGAUGGUGUCUCCGGCUACUUAGCCAUGCAUGUCUUGUGAGUCAGAAAGGGUUAGAUUCCAUUAUGCGAGAUAUGGAAGAAGCUAAUGUUCGUUGGAACACGAAUUUCGCCAACAUUGUCCUGCUUGCAUACUCGAAGAUCGGUAAUUUCAAGCUCGUAAAGUCGUUUCUUUCGGAGAUACGGACACGGAAUGUGAAGCCGGAUCUGGUCACCAUAGGGAUUAUCUUCGAUUUGACCCUGGAAGGGUUUGAUGGUACUGGAGUUUUCAUGACUUGGAAAGAAAUGGGGUUUCUCGAUAGGCCGGCGGAAAUGAACACCGACCCAUUGGUUCUCGCUGCAUUCGGGAAGGGGGAGUUUCUCGGGAGCUGCGAGGAGGUGUUUCGAUGCUUCGAUCCCGCGGCAAAGGAAUCGAAGUCGUGGACUUACCAGUACAUAAUGGAAGUUGUGGUUAAGCAUCGGAAAACUUGGGCAAAAAAUGUUACCUCAUUGUAGCGUUUUUCCAACUAUAACGCCCCUUGAUUCGCCUUGACAUGAAGAGGAUAUCCGCCUAACUGAAGAAGUGGAACUGGUCUGGUCUGAGGACUGAUGAUGCUGUCUUAUGAAUCAGAUUCAUCUAUUUGUGGCCCAGCCUGCUUCAGAGAUAGAAUUUCGUUGAUUGAAACUGCAACCGUAGCUUUUAAUGGACUAAAGGGCAACCAUCUUUAGUUCAAAUCAUCCUACGAAAAAGCGAAAUCGCAACCUUGUCCCAAAAAAUGUAUGUCCUAUUCCUGAUAUUUCAAACUAUUGCAGUUGGUUCUGGCUUAUCUCCAUAGACACUUGGAGGCCUAUUGUAUUUCAUAUGCUAUUCUUUGCUAAAGGGCUAGAACUCAAAGGAAUGUGAAUAUGGUAUUUGUACCUCGAUAAAGAUUUGAUGUUGCAGUGCUCCUGAGUAGAAGGUUGAGGCCGAUACUCCCUAUCGUCGCAGGGGAGAUGAUCAAACUGUACGAGAAAC
Molecule: messenger RNA, 2051 nt
Organism: Tarenaya hassleriana
Lineage: Eukaryota; Viridiplantae; Streptophyta; Magnoliopsida; Brassicales; Cleomaceae
Product: pentatricopeptide repeat-containing protein At4g14190, chloroplastic
Exons: 2
Coding region: 29-1552 (507 amino acids)
Molecular function (GO): protein binding
Source: RefSeq, a predicted model, not a curated record